This is a messenger RNA of Enterobius vermicularis (human pinworm), 1008 nucleotides long. Lineage: Eukaryota; Metazoa; Nematoda; Chromadorea; Rhabditida; Oxyuridae. The record is from the annotation of a GenBank genome assembly.
AUGAUAGAUACACUAAUAACACUUGGUAAACUGAUUCUGGUAACAAUUAUUGAUGCAAUUAAAGCCUUAUUCCCAACUGGUUAUUUGCCUCGAAAAUCUGUUGAAGACCAAAUUGUACUGAUCACUGGAGCAGGUUCUGGAAUCGGCAGGAUAAUGGCUGUUGAAUUCGCAAAGUUAAAGGCUCAGCUUGUAUUGUGGGAUAUCAACAAGGAAGCAAAUGAAAAAACAAAGGAACUCAUUGAGAGUAUUGGUGUGCACGCAUAUACCGUCAACUUAGCAAAGCGUGAUGAAAUUUACGCUGCUGCUGAAAAGGUUAAAAGUGAAGUGGGUAAUGUGGAUAUUUUGGUCAACAAUGCUGGAAUUGUUACUGGCAAAAAACUAUUCGAUUGUCCUGAUGAAAUGAUGGAAUUAACAAUGGUCGUUAACUGCACUUCACACUUUUUCACCACCAAAGCAUUCUUGCCACAUAUGGUUGAGACCGACCAUGGACAUAUUGUCACCAUUGCUUCAAUGGCCGGUAUCAUCGGCACAGCUGGUAUGGUGGAUUACUGUGCCAGUAAAUUCGGAGCGGUUGGAUUCUCUCUGUCGUUAGCUUCAGAAAUGCUUUUGAUGAGAAAAAAUGGAGUUCAUGUAACUACUGUAUGUCCGUUCUUUAUUAGUACCGGAAUGUUCCAUGGAGCUGCAACAAAGUCGCCAAAUUUGCUACCAAUAAUGUCACCAGAAUAUGUUGUUGAGCAGGUUUUGGAAGCUGUUUUAACGGAUAAAGAGCUUAUACUUAUGCCCAGAUUUUGUUAUUUUGCUGUAUUCCUUGCCAGGUUAGUUUACAGAGUAGAACUGAUCCAAUUUUUCCUACUAAAGAGCAAAUUUUUCUGUUUAAAAGCAGAACUGCUGUUAACUGCAUUAUCCGUUGGUAUACUUUUUGCUUUACAAUAUCGCCUUUCUUUUAUAGCUCAAUCUUCACUGCUUGAGCUGUACAAAGGGUUGGGAGUAAGAAACGGCAGGAAGUGA